GCUAAAAAAACAUUACCAGCUGACUUCGCACUCCAGCUCGUAUGAAAGACUUCGCUGCUUGUAUUCCUUCAAACAUUAUCAUCUAUCGAGUUGACCGAGCUAGCUGGACGGUUCUGGAGCUCCAAGUUCUGGAAGUGCUUCAUUCCCAAAUUCAGGCGAACUCGUUCCUGCAGCCAGUGUCAGUUGGGUGAACCACUGUCAAUCAUGUCGCGAGGUGUCUCUCUGCUGACCUCGCUGCUCUGUUCGCUAUGCUUGUUGGCGAUGACGCAGUGGCGGAGCACCGCCGGGUACUCGCGCAACCUGAAGUACAUUCCCAACGUCGGAGAGCAUAAGGGAGACCACUCCUACGUCCCGGCGCCGUUCGGUGUGGCCAACAGGACAUGCCAGUCAAUCGGUCAUAUCGACAGCUGCGAUGGCAACCCAGAUCAUGGUGGCAAUCAUUUUGGCCAUGAGUUCAAUUCGGCCUUCAAGCGACAUCCCGACACUUGGCAGAGGGAGUUCUGCUUGAAGGACAGUGACGGAGACGGUUUCUCGAAUGGCUAUGAGCUCGGCGACCCUGAGUGCGUGUGGAAGCCCGGUGCACAUCCAAUGAGGGUGUCUGGUCUCUCUCAUCCUGGCUACUCCUGCUCCACACCAUCAGAUCCGUUCUGUAUGAAACAUACUGGCAAUACGGUCGCAGCUGGACCCAACAAGGCUAAGUGAAAGAAGCAUUAGGGAGAUGAACCUUGGCACACUCCAUGUACCAUUCCAGGGUGAGUGGGCAUGGAGUUUGAACCAAAUAAGUCACAUUGGCAAGAGAAACUCAACACCAGUCGCAGAUAAUAAAAGUUAAUUCCAUUCGGCAUGCUGCCUGGUUUUCUUGUACGUAUCUUGUUUUCGUUGCUCUUUUAUUUGUAGCAAGCGUGAGUGGGAUCCUGUGCUAUUUCUUCUGCUGGUUUGCUUCAAAUCAAUAUCUUGUAUGUUAUUUGCUAAUCUAUACCGCUUCUGCUAGCACCUUGUAGGUUGGAGUGGUUCCAUGCCGCUGACGCCUCUGUCAUUGUCUGUGCUGCCCAUGGCGGAAUUGCCCCGUUUCUAUUUGUCUGAUAAAUGGUGUGAUGUUUUCUCAGCACUAUUCGUCUGAUUUAAAUGCACCGGAAUAUUUCUUUUCCUAUGAACACUACGGUACUAGUACUUCA
Molecule: messenger RNA, 1175 nt
Organism: Sycon ciliatum
Lineage: Eukaryota; Metazoa; Porifera; Calcarea; Leucosolenida; Sycettidae
Product: temptin-like
Exons: 6
Coding region: 205-702 (165 amino acids)
Source: RefSeq, a predicted model, not a curated record